Molecule: messenger RNA, 314 nt
Organism: Racocetra persica
Lineage: Eukaryota; Fungi; Glomeromycota; Glomeromycetes; Diversisporales; Gigasporaceae
Source: the annotation of a GenBank genome assembly
AUAGUUAUCCAGAGCUUUCAUCAACAAAAGAAAACUCUAUUAAUGAUAUUUCUGAAACCGAUGUAUGUCUUUUAUUUCCCAUUGCUGAGAUUACUUAUAAUGGGCCGAUAAAUAAAGGAAAAUUAAUUCUCAGAAAUUUUGUUGAUGCAAAACCUGUGCAAAUUGAGCACUUAAAAUCUCAUCUGGCAUGGGCACUUGAUUCAUAUCAUUCACAAAGAGAGAAUCCAUUUGAAGAUGCAACAAUAUUUGAAUUUCCUAUUAUUGAGACUACCAAUAAAAAUUGCUUAAAAACCCCAAAAGAUCUAAAAGAAUAG